Cebus imitator (Panamanian white-faced capuchin) is the source of this 3338-nucleotide messenger RNA. It is a transcript of the gene TMEM74B, whose product is annotated as transmembrane protein 74B. NCBI's taxonomy places the organism in Eukaryota, Metazoa, Chordata, Mammalia, Primates, Cebidae. The transcript has 2 exons. The coding region runs from base 825 to 1523 and encodes 232 amino acids. The record is from RefSeq and is a predicted model, not a curated record.
GAGCCAUGGAGCCGCACGCGCCUGAGGAGACUGUCCCGACCUAAGGACCUCAGAGAGGAUCCAGGGUCCUACCUCGGAGCUGUGUGUGGGGUGGGGGGUGGGGGGAAGGGGAAGUGGGAGAGUGAGGGUGGGGAAAGGCACCUGGGCUUGGCGCAAUAGGGGCUUUCCAGCGGUGUGGAGAGAAGCAGGCGGCGGGGGAGGGGUCUUCUCCUGCACCCCCCUCCCGCCCCGCCCCUACGCCCGGGGACCGCGGGCUCGAAGCCCCGGUUCCCUAAGCCCAGGCGCUGGCGAUCCGGAUCUGCCUGGAGGGGAGGGGAGGACGAUGGACUGGAGCCCCCGCACCCUCACCCCAGCCCAUCACCCGCCUCCCCGUCCCUCUCCGCGCUAACUCUCCGGGCGUCCUCGCCGGCCGCAGGCGGAGCUCGCUCCGCGGCGCUCGGCGAUCCCCGGCCCCCGCCCCUUCCCCUGUCCCUCUGUCCCCGGAACCCCCCCGCCCCCCCCACAGCGGCCGCCACCGCCGCCGUACAGCUCCGCGCGGCGCAAGCAGGUACGUGCGCCUCGGCAGCGGCUCCGGGCCGGGCCGGGAAGGGGGCGGGAGCAGGGGAGGGUGAGGCAGAGGCGGCCAGGCCCGCGCCCUCCGGGCUGCGCCGCAGGAGGGACCCCCGCAGGCGGACGCUGGCUGCAGGGAGGCGGGCAGGCACCCGGGAGGACGCACCCUCGCCCGCCGGGCGCCCUUCGCCCUUCGCCCCCGCGUGGGGAGGCAGGAAGGGAGGCCCGGCACAGCUGCCAAGGGGCCAAGGGAUGAGCUGGGGCCCUCAUUCCCAAUGGCAUCUCCCCCUGGUCUGGAACUGAAGACACUGAGCAAUGGUCCCCAAGCCCCAAGGAGAUCAGCUCCCCUGGGCCCAGUGGCCCCAUCCAGGGAGGGUGUGGAGAAUGCCUGCUUCUCCUCAGAGGAGCACGAGACCUAUUUCCAGAACCCCAGGAACACGAGACUGGGCAGCUCACCCAGUCCCCCUGGGGGUGUCCCCUCAUUGCCCCGAUCCCAGCGGGAUGAUCUGUCCCUGCAUUCAGAGGAGGGGCCAGGCCUGGAACCCGUGAGCCGCCCGGUGGAUUAUGGCUUCGUUUCCGCCCUGGUUUUCCUGGUGAGUGGGAUUCUCCUGGUGGUGACAGCAUACGCCAUCCCCCGUGAGGCUCGAGUCAAUCCGGACACAGUGACAGCACGGGAGAUGGAACGACUAGAGAUGUACUACGCCCGCCUAGGCUCCCACCUGGACAAGUGCAUCAUCGCAGGCCUGGGGCUGCUCACGGUGGGCGGCAUGCUCUUGUCAGUGCUGCUUAUGGUCUCCCUGUGCAAGGGUGAGCUGUACCGCCGGAGGACCUUCGUCCCUGGCAGGAGCUCUGGGAAGACCUACGGCUCCAUUAACUUGCGCAUGAGACAGCUCAAUGGGGAUGGGGGCCAGGCCCUGGUGGAGAACGAAGUCAUCCAGGUCCCAGAGACUAGCCAUACCCUCCAGCGGUCUUAAGUACGAGCCCACCUUAUCUGGCUGCUUUUGCUCCAGUGCUACAAGGUCCCCCACCACCCCCACCAAGGCCUGGGGUUUCAAACUGAGCUCACAUAGGGGCCCUGUGGAAGAAGUACUUGGUGCCGAAGGGAGAGCUCGGGGCCCAGUCCAGGCCCCACACGGGCCAGCAUCCCACUGAUCUGUUUUGUAGCUGAGGUUUUACAUACGGUUUUGUUUGGAGGAUGGCUUCUGCUGCUAAAAAUACAAAAGUUUGGAAACACUGCUCUUGGAGGAUGAGAUUUUUUGGCAUUUCUGAAGAUUGGGAGCUGUUUGAAAUAUUGCCCAUCCUGUUCCUCAUGUCUUGGGGAGUGAGGGACCUCCUCUGUCCUCAUCAUAGAGGGUGUUCAUUGGCCAUGGAGGGGUCCCUUUCAGCCAUGUGGGAGGUAGCUUCAUGAUGAGGGGAGAAGCCAGCACUGGAGUGACCCCCCAGUACCCCUGCUGACUGAACUGUGAUCCUACCCUCACCAGGCCUCAGCUGCCCUGUCUUCAAGUGAGAGGGUUGGACUGGAUGACCCCUCGGGUCUCUCUAGUUCUUCCCUGAGAAUGGGAACCCAGUUUCUGUCUCCGGUCACCCCUCCAGGGGAGGAAGGCAUCCACCAGGCACUAACUAGUCUCCCUGCCACUUUCUGGCCUGACCACAGGGAACACCACAGCCAGCAGCUCUCAUGGUCUCGGGAAAGAGCUCCCUGGUGGCUUCGGGUUCAGUUCAGUUUGCUACAGCCUGUUUGGUCUUGGGAUCUAAUUUCCUGCAGUGACACAUUUUUACAAAGCCAAGUGCACAGUCUUCCCCAGUUCUCUGGGCAAGAAGGAUCUUUCAUACAAGAAAGAGCAAGGGCUUUAUUUCUGUGGGCAUGAUGUAGGCCUUGAUCCCCUUCUCCUCAAUAGUAUGUCUCUCGCUCUUUACCUUAUUCUGCUAGCAGGAAAAAAUUUUUAUGCUGAAUUUGUAACCUUAAUCUCACCAUAUAGUAGUAAAGUGAAACCGCAGCUUAACUGGGGGAGAAAUCGGGCACAUUUGGGUGGCCUGGACACGCUGACCACGUUGCCAUUUGUUUUUUUCUUAUGAAAAUAUUUCUAGGUUCCUGCAGACUCUCUUUAAACUCUUGAUAAGGAAAGGAAGUAGGCCUUGGGGCAAGGAGAUACAGGUGUUUGAGGACUGUGAGGCGGCAUCCUUCAGUCUGAAUGGCCCCAGAGGGCUUUGAGAGCACAUGCCUUCUAAGCCACUGGUGUAGAGACCCUACAGGGGUCAUUUUAGUGAAUCCCCUCCCAAUGUAGGUCCUAUUUAUUCCAUCUUAGUUGGCCACGUGGGCCAAGGAUCCUGUUUCUCGGGGGUGGGAGGUGGGGUGGGCAUUGGGUCUGUAGGGUAGAGAGGCCCUGAUUAGCUGUAACUUGAGCCUUCAGUCUAGUGAGUAAAACAUCUGGGCAGUGUAAUAUCACAGCUUCUAUGACAGAUCAAAUAUCUGCUCCUGCUGGUAGGUUUUACCAAGAGCAGAGAGCUAGAGAAAGGCUGGAAGGGACAAGAAUUGUUUAGCUUGGCUUCCCAGGUUUUUGCUGCGGUAUUGAAGAGGUAUGGUUUGAAAAGAGCAAAGCUCCGAGAUGGUAAAAGAUUCACAAGUCCUGGGUUUCCACAGUUUCGUCAAUUUCUCCCAGGCUCCAAGCAGGGCACAGCCACAGAAAGUGGCAUGAGCUGUUCUAAGUAAACCACAGAGGAUUGGGCAUCCCAAAUCAUGGGCUAAGGCUUUGCAAUCCAUAUUGUUAAUAAUAAAAAUAUCAACCAAG